Molecule: messenger RNA, 1470 nt
Organism: Saccharomycodes ludwigii
Lineage: Eukaryota; Fungi; Ascomycota; Saccharomycetes; Saccharomycodales; Saccharomycodaceae
Gene: RRP3
Product: RNA-dependent ATPase RRP3
Exons: 1
Coding region: 1-1470 (489 amino acids)
Molecular function (GO): RNA helicase activity; ATP binding; nucleic acid binding
Source: RefSeq, a predicted model, not a curated record
AUGGCCGACGAAACAAACAAGAAAGUUUUAAAAAAAAAACAACAAUCAAAAACAAUUUCAGACGUCCAGUCGUUGGCUGAAAAAAUUAAAACAAAAGCAUUACAAAAUCAAAAGGAUUUACUUACUGUAUCAAGUGAAAAAGAUGAAGAUGUUGAGGGACCUCCUGAAGAAAAAGAUACAAAUGCCGAUAAAGAUGAUGCUACUUUUAACUCCUUUUCUGAGCUAAACUUGGUACCUGAAUUAAUUGAGGCAUGUGCCAAUUUGAAAUAUGAAAAGCCAACGCCAAUUCAAGCCAAAGCUAUUCCGUCUGCCUUAGAGGGGCAUGAUAUUAUAGGGUUAGCCCAAACGGGUAGUGGUAAGACGGCCGCUUUUGCCAUACCUAUUUUAAACAAACUGUGGUAUGAUAAACAGCCAUAUUAUGCAUGUAUUUUGGCACCUACGCGUGAACUAGCUCAACAAAUUAAGGAGACUUUUGAUUCUUUAGGGAGUAACAUGGGGUUACGUUCAGUUUGUAUUGUUGGUGGUAUGAAUAUGAUGGACCAAGCAAGAGAAUUAAUGAGGAAACCACAUGUUAUUAUUGCUACCCCGGGUAGACUGAUGGAUCAUUUGGAAAACACAAAGGGGUUUUCAUUGAGGAAUUUAAAGUUUUUGGUGAUGGAUGAGGCUGACAGGCUUUUGGAUAUGGAGUUUGGUCCUGUUCUAGAUCGUAUUUUGAAAAUUCUACCGGUAGCAAAUAGAACUACAUACCUAUUCAGUGCCACAAUGACUUCUAAAAUAGAUAAGCUACAAAGAGCAUCGUUAGUGAACCCGGUAAAAUGUGCUGUUUCCAAUAAAUACCAAACUGUUGACACUUUGGUUCAAACUUUAAUGGUUGUUCCUGGCGGGUUGAAAAACACAUAUUUGAUGUACUUGUUAAAUGAAUACUUGGGAAAAACAACCAUAGUUUUUACUAGAACCAAAUCUAAUUGUGAGAGAAUAUCAACCUUAUGCAACAUGUUGGAUUUUAAUGCUACUGCGUUGCACGGUGAUCUAAAUCAAAACCAAAGAACAGGGGCUUUAGAUUUGUUCAAGGCUGGGAAACGAAGUAUUUUAGUUGCUACUGAUGUUGCUGCUAGAGGUUUGGAUAUUCCAAGUGUUGAUAUUGUUAUUAAUUAUGACAUUCCAGUUGAUUCCAAGUCUUAUAUACAUCGUGUUGGUAGAACAGCUAGAGCUGGCAGAUCUGGCAAAUCGAUUUCGCUAGUUUCACAAUAUGACUUAGAGUUGAUUUUAAGAAUUGAAGAUGUUUUGAAUAAAAAAUUACCCAAAGAAAAUGCUGAUAAAUCGAUAAUCUUACAACUAAGAGAUACAGUUGAUAAAGCUAACGGUGAAGUUAUUAUGGAGAUGAACAGGAGAAGUAAAGACAAUAAAUAUAACAAAAACCACAGAAGAAAGAAAUUCAAUAAAGACGAUUUAGACAGAGAAGAACGAUAA